Molecule: messenger RNA, 423 nt
Organism: Dama dama (fallow deer)
Lineage: Eukaryota; Metazoa; Chordata; Mammalia; Artiodactyla; Cervidae
Product: ragulator complex protein LAMTOR5-like
Exons: 2
Coding region: 1-423 (140 amino acids)
Biological process (GO): positive regulation of TORC1 signaling; cellular response to amino acid stimulus
Cellular component (GO): lysosome; cytoplasm; Ragulator complex
Molecular function (GO): guanyl-nucleotide exchange factor activity
Source: RefSeq, a predicted model, not a curated record
AUGCUGCCCCAGCGAGCCGGGCUCCGGACAGGCGGACUGACUGGCAAGUGCGCAGCGCCUGAGCUACCCCGCACCGCUGCGAAUACUGGAGUGGGGACCAAGGGGCACCUGAAACCCGUGGCAAAGAAGGAGGUGACACACAGCGGGAUAGAGGCUACCUUAGAGCAGCACUUGGAGGACACAAUGAAGAAUCCAUCCAUUUUCAGAGUCCUGUGCACAGAUUCACAGGGACUCAAUCUAGGUUGCUGCGGAACCCUGUCAGAUGAGCAUGCUGGGGUGAUAUCUGUACUAGCCCAGCAAGCAGCUAAGCUAACCUCGGACCCCACUGAUAUUCUUGUGGUGUAUCUAGAAUCAAAUAAUGGGAAGAUUAUGAUCCAGAAACAUGACGGCAUCACAGUGGCAGUUCACAAAAUGGUCUCCUGA